Messenger RNA from Carassius gibelio (silver crucian carp), 3491 nucleotides. Its product is annotated as calcium homeostasis modulator protein 1-like. The coding region runs from base 148 to 1200 and encodes 350 amino acids. The transcript is spliced from 2 exons. Gene Ontology annotation, molecular function: monoatomic cation channel activity. NCBI's taxonomy places the organism in Eukaryota, Metazoa, Chordata, Actinopteri, Cypriniformes, Cyprinidae. The record is from RefSeq and is a predicted model, not a curated record.
UCCAGCAGCCUUGUUUCUUUUUUCUCUGACAAGACAGAGCUAGUAUUUGAUUAUAAUAAGAUCUAUCAUUUAUUAUUGCUCAACUUUACUAGUUCGAUAAACUUUGAUCUACUAUUUUGCUCUAAAAGUUAAACCGACUUUUUGAAAAUGGAUAAGUUUCGGAUUAUGGUCCAGUUUUUGCAAGCCAACCAAGAGUCGUUCAUGAAUGGCAUCUGUGGGAUCAUGGCUCUGGCAAGUGCUCAGAUGUAUUCCUCUUUUGAGUUCACCUGUCCUUGUCUUCCAGACUACAAUUAUGCGUAUGGAAUCGGUAUUCUAAUUGUUCCGCCAAUAUGGUUCUUUUUACUUGGAUAUGUACUCAACAACAAUAUAUCAGUGUUAACUGAAGAAUGGAAGAGACCGGUUGGUAAACGCAGGAAGGAUCCGGCGGUUUUGCGCUACAUGUUCAGCUCCAUGACGCAGCGCGCUCUCAUCGCUCCGGCAGUGUGGGUCGCCGUGACUUUAAUGGAUGGCAAGAGCUUUCUGUGUGCUUUCAGCGCCACCGCUGAUUUAUCCGAGUUCCUCAACGAGAGCUAUCCAAUCUUAUCCAAAAAGGAGCUUGUGAAAUUUCAAGCAAGGAUUCCAUGCAAAGACGUAUUUGAUGGACAUGAAAUUAUUUCCAUAGAUGCGGCCACUAGGUAUAUUCGCUGUUUUUCACAGGCCUGUGGAUGGAGCUUUUUAAUGGUAAUAACUAUAGUAGCCUUCUUGAUAAGGGCGAUAAGGCCUUGUUUUACCCAAGCCGCUUUUCUUAAAACCAAAUAUUGGUCGCAUUACAUUGAUACAGAGCGCAAACUAUUUGACGAAACGUGUAAAGAGCACGCCAAGGGCUUCGCUAAGGUCUGCAUACAGCAAUACUUCGAGAGCGUCAGUGGGGAAAUCGUUCCACAAUCCCAGUUACCCACAAAGAAAGGGAAAGGUAAAAAAGACGAUGAUGAUGGGGAAAAACAGAAGAGUGACGAGGAGAAGCUUCUUGGGAUCCGUAAAGAAGAAGAUAUGAAUAAAGUCCUUUGGAACUGGCAUCUUUGUAAACCCGCACUGAUGCUGACCAAGCGCGCUGAAGAUAUGAAUGGACAUGCGCACUUGGAUACACUCAGCCUCUCAAAAGAGUGCAACCAUCACACACCUGUGAAAACGACAGCUGUGGCUUACUACUCCAAAGUCUGACUUCGCCUGAAUCGAAUGAAGUGGUAUUGCAGUAAUCACUGUUAAGAUCUCGUUUCUAUUUAUUGCAUGCCCUUUCUUAUUGUAUAUCCGCCUGGGACUCAUAAGUCGCUAAUCAUAAGUUGUUUGUUAGGCCUACCAUGAAUACAUAAUAGGAUAUAAUGGGCUUUUAUGUGAUAAAAGCAACACGCAGGUGGGACAAUGACAAUAAUAAUAGCUAUGACGAUGAUGUUAAUAAUGAAUGCCACUCUUUUUUUCUAUGUAACAAAUCAAGCUUUACUAAAAUUCAGGUAGGCUAUAGCUAAAUUUAAAUUAAGGAGGGGGCUGUUAAUGUCAUCAGUCAUAUCAAGGACAUAUCAGCAUGUGUUAACAUCACUCCGGAGGUAUUUUUUCACGGUAUUUAGCCCUAUAGAUAUGUAUACGUAGAUAUGUCAUUAGUGACUGUUUCAAUGGGCCACAUUACAUAAGCCGUCCAUCAUAUUGGAAAGGUCAACUUGAGGUCAUUCACCAUGAUAAUCAGUGAAUAUGCAAACAUGCCACAAUCAUUACAUAUCUAGGCUAUGUUUCCGCCCCUCUCUCGCAUUAUCACCAGUGAAUGAUUAUCCCAUUUCUUCGGGAUAAUGAGGAUUGUAGCAUCUUCUAAUAUUUAUGGUGAAUGACGUCACGUUGUCCAUUAACAUUGGCACGCAUCUACGUGCUUGGGGCUGUCGAAUGAGGCAUCUACCUGUACAUAUCUAUGUUUAGCCCCGCCCACUAAUGGCAAGUUGGCUACUAAAGGAUCAAUGUAGUUUACCACUUCCUAAAUGAUGUUACUCAGUCACAGACAAUGUUAUUGUCCAACAGAACCUGCCGCAGCAGUUUAAAACUGUAGAGCUUGCUUAGGCUUAACUGCUGAGUUUACAGUAGGGCCCGUUUCACUCGAGAAAAAAAAAAAAGUAAUACGUAAUUUAGGUACGCUCUUCAGUUUAAAGCAGCAGUAUUUAUUAUAACUUAGUUACAUAAAUAAUAUUUUAUCUGAUUUUAGGAUAUCUUAAAGCAGUGGCUCUCGGCCAGGGGUCCAGGGCCCUAUAGAGAGCCUCAGCAAACUUUCAAGAGGGCCUCAAGAUUAAUUAAAAAUGAUUUAAAAUAAGACAAAAAUAACUUUGGAAUAAGAUUAAUCAAAUAAAAAUCUAUAUAUUUCUUAUCUGAUUCACUCCUAAAUUUGGGGAAUUCUAAAAUAAUUAUUCAAAUUUGUAACUAUAAUUAGUUGCUUGUUUUAAUGUAUGGACACUAUCCCAAUUUCUGUAAAUUGGCUUUGAAUAUUGUUUUUGACAGUGGAUGCAGUGGAUGUAGUCAGAAAGGUUGUGAAUGUGAACCACAAUGGGUGUCACUUCAGAACUCACUUUUCUGUGUGGCUCUCCUGUGGCCUGCCAUGGGGAAUCUGUUUCAUCACAUUGUGGUUUCCGAGACGAUCUCUUUAUUCUGAGAUGUUAUGUGCACUUCAGUGCUCCAAUUUUGUAUGUCUCCCUUAUUAAACACACCUAUUUUAAUUAAAAGAUCUGCAAAGGAGUGUCAGAUAAUUGAGACGUGCAAAAUAAAAAUGACUGGAACUUAGGAACCACUGUCAUAUCUAUUUUUCUGGAUCUCAGGAAGGAAUUUAUUUUGAAGAAUGAGUUGGAUGACAUUUAUAUGUAGAGAGAGAGAGAUGCUUUAAAUAUUUUAGCCCAACCUGUUUUAGUUAAAUGCUUAGUUCCACUGGGGCCGAAACCAUUGUAAUUGCUGUUGGUUAUUCACUGCUGUAUGUACAUAACAGACAGAGCGAUGGAAUGAUCUCAAUGUUUGACCACAAAAAAAUACAGCUAUAUGCAGACAUUUUUUUUUGUUUUGUUUUGUUUUUACAAUCUGCUUCUGGUUGUACAUAAUUUAAAAACUUUUGUGGAUGUUCGGGAUGUUCCAUUUCUACUACCUGCAAAUGAAAUGUAAGUCUUUAUUUCAGAAUGUAUUAGAUUUUUGAGCUAAUAUUUGGUUUUCGGUAAUUAUUUUGAGUGGCACAUUGAAGUUUGAGGAAACUUUGCCCAAUCAGCUGCUUUUAUAUGAAAUGAAAGUAUGCAUUUAUUGAUGUAGAAAUAGCAUAAUGAAGAUGUUUCUGUUUGCCCUUCUUUUCAUGUAUAAAUGUGUCAAAGGACUUAUAUCUGUGAGGUUUAACAUUAAAUUUCCAGAGACGGUAAUCCUCAUCAGCGAAAAGAAACUGAGACAGAGAAACGCCUUUAUCAAAAUAAGAUGUCUGCUUUCCUCUCAGAAUACAUCUAAUUUAA